GGAGAAAGUUUCUUUUUUAAAACUUGAUUGCAAAGAAAAUCUGAAUUAUUACGCCACAAUAAUAUCAGAAUUUUCCAAAUAAAUAUAUAUUGUCCCAAUGAUUAGUAGCGGUUUUGUUAGUUAGUAAAAGUCAGACCCCACUCCUCAAGAUCAGGCCUAUUUUCUCGCUGGAUCCUCGCCUUUCACAUUCAUUAACGUGCUUUACAACCCAAACCUCCUUCACAUUAUCACAUGAAAUGAUUCUCUUUGGCAUCAAUAUAGCAUCUAUAAUAUUGAAUAUAAAUUACAAUUCUGCUAUAUAUAUACCUAUAGAUUGAAUUCUGAUCUUCAUCAACUUCAACCAACACAAUCUCUGUGUCCCUAAUGGAGAUCAAACCCUUGCUUUCAUGUUGCUUGUUAGAAACUUUUCUUCUCCUCUCUUCUUUUCCUUCCCUCUACUUUUCACACUCGACUCAUGAGCUUUCCAAUCGAUUUCUUGCUAGUCGCCUAUUACAAACCACUCCUCACAACACAAAUCAACAAUAUUUGAUACCCCACAACACUAUAAGAGCAAAGCUUGGUCUCCCGCCUCUAACAUGGAGCAAGAAACUAGCCGAUUAUGCGUCUUGGUGGGCUCACCAACGCCAAGGAGAUUGUGCUUUGAUUCAUUCCAAUAGCAACUAUGGUGAAAACCUAUUUUGGGGAAGUGGCAAGGAUUGGAAACCCGGUGAUGCUGUUGAAGCAUGGGCUGCUGAAAGAAGUUACUACAACCAUAACACAAAUUCUUGUACUCAGAAUAAAGAUUGCCUGCACUAUACCCAGAUGAUAUGGAGGCAAAGCUUGAAGGUUGGUUGCGCAAAAGUGACAUGUAGGAGUAAGGACACAUUUAUCACUUGUAACUAUGAUCCCCAUGGUAAUGUGAUAGGUCAAAAGCCUUUUUAAUUUGUUGUACAUAAUGAGAGGGGAUUCAUUAUCUGUUGGGAGACUUCAUACUUGUUUCAUUUAUUAAUAAUCAUACAUUGUGAUAUUAGGGUAAUAACCAAAGCAGUUUGGCUCCAAGGUCCAUGUGGACCAUGUGAUUGUAAACGUGGUUCUAUAAAUACAUAAUAUAUGGUCAUAUAUAUUUGGUCUUCA
Molecule: messenger RNA, 1113 nt
Organism: Quercus robur (English oak)
Lineage: Eukaryota; Viridiplantae; Streptophyta; Magnoliopsida; Fagales; Fagaceae
Product: pathogenesis-related protein PRB1-3-like
Exons: 1
Coding region: 364-921 (185 amino acids)
Cellular component (GO): extracellular region
Source: RefSeq, a predicted model, not a curated record